Drosophila albomicans is the source of this 1561-nucleotide messenger RNA. Its product is annotated as galectin-5. Gene Ontology annotation, molecular function: galactoside binding; carbohydrate binding. The transcript is spliced from 2 exons. The record is from RefSeq and is a predicted model, not a curated record. Bases 320 to 1510 code for a protein of 396 amino acids. Lineage: Eukaryota; Metazoa; Arthropoda; Insecta; Diptera; Drosophilidae.
ACAAUAACUUCUUAGAAGUAAUCUGUUCAAACAUAAUAUAUAUUUGCUGUAUGGCGCCUAUGAUUUGUUAAUUAUCAUUAGUGUCCACAACAGAUCGUCCAUAAAGAUAUUUCCUUAUAGAUUAUGAAAUUUUUCAAUCGUAGUAAUAUAUCUUAAAGUAUUCAACAACCUGAACACUAAGAAAGCAAGCAACAAGUUUUUUCACUUACCGAUAUUCAUUAAAUAUUUUGUUCAAAUUAUAUUGUAAGAACGUAAUCAUUGAAAAUAUUAUUUAGUUGUUGUUUGAGUAUGCCUUAUAUUCAUAAACGGCUCCAAGUUCAUGGAUGUUUACAAAGGUAUUCGCAGUAUUGCAUUGCGACGGGGCUUGGAUGCAAUGUCCAUAUACUAUAAGGAAAGAUAUGCUGCUAGUCGUCGCAAAAAAAUGAAGUUAUUUGAACCGCCUAUACCAGGUCUUACUUUUGUAUUCCACGGACUAAUUCAAAUCGAUUGCGAACACUUUGCUAUCGAUUUUCUCACUAGGCAGACAAUCACAAACUCCGAAAACUAUGAUAUCAUUCUGCAGAUUGCACCACGUCUUCCGCAAAAUUAUAUAGUCCGCAAUUCGCGUCUAAUGGGCAAGUGGGGUCCCGAAGAAAAUUCGUCCAAUUUACAUUUUCCUUUAAAACGUGGCAAAUAUUUCUGGAUACAAGUGCUACUGACUGAAGAAUCCUUUUAUAUUUCAGUAAAUGGCUUCCAUUUCACAAAAUAUAAUUAUCGUAUGCCAUACAAAUGGUUAAAGGCUAUAGAAGUAAGUGGUGAUGUAACUGAUGUGAUUAUCGAAAGUUUCUAUGUGAAAGAGUAUCCUGUCCGUCUGGUGCGUUCCUUCAAUAUAGAUCUGUCUUAUACCUCAACUUGGUCGAAGGAUUUUCAUACAAUUCCUGCGGAGUGGUUACGUAUUGAUAUACCAUCCAAAUUUUUAAAACAUGUGAGUUCGCCACAAGUCCAAUUAACUUUACCAUUCUAUGGCCGAAUCCCAGAAGAAGAAAAGUUGACUGAUGGUCGUGCGUUACGCAUUGAAGGUCGCGUACGUCUUAUGCCACAAAGUUUCAGCGUGGCCUUGCAGCGAGGAUUUUGCAUCUGGCCGCAGCCAACUGUCUCACUAUUAUUUAGGCCAAGUUUUGUGAGAAAUAGUCAUGUUAAGGUGGGUAAAGCUAUUAUUACCAGAAGUGCUUUUAUCAAUGGUGCCUGGGUGAAUCGUGAAGUAUCACGCCUGCAUACUCAUUUGCGUCCAGGAAAAGCAUUUGUUAUAAUAAUUGCUUGUAGGAAACAGUGUUACGAAUUAUUUGUGAACAGCAAAUUGUUAUUGGCUUUUAAGCACCAAAUGAAUCCCGCUGACGUUGAUAUUGUUAAUAUUCGAGGCGAUGUUAAGCUGUGGAAUAUUGUUGUCGAGAGUGCAAAAGUUCCACAGAGGAAAUCUGGUCGAUCGAUAAUGGGUCAUAUUAGUCGUAUUCGAUUAAACGAUAAUGAAUAAAAUUUGAUAAAAAUACAUAUAAUUUUAAUAAUAUAAAUUUUAUUAUAUGCA